Bactrocera tryoni is the source of this 5081-nucleotide messenger RNA. It is a transcript of the gene roq, whose product is annotated as roquin-1. Lineage: Eukaryota; Metazoa; Arthropoda; Insecta; Diptera; Tephritidae. Bases 179 to 3793 code for a protein of 1204 amino acids. The transcript has 4 exons. Gene Ontology annotation, molecular function: metal ion binding. The record is from RefSeq and is a predicted model, not a curated record.
UAUAGAUUUAUAAUAUUUUAGUUUUUGCAUUUUUUACUGAUUUUACAAGCGCACUCAAUUGAAACAUAGAAAAUUUAAAUUGUGAAAGUUACCACGUCAACAUACGCGAUUGAAUUGUCAAUUUGCAGCGAUUUGUGACUUGAAUUCAGAAGAAAAAGUAAUAUGUGCAUUUUGAAGAAUGCCGAUUCAGGCGCCUUCAUGGACAGAUUUCCUCUUCUGUCCCAUUUGUUGCAAUGAGUUCGCUGUUAAUCAACGUCUACCAAUAAGUUUGGGAUGUGGUCACACCAUAUGUCGCCAGUGUCUGUCCACCUUACACAAUCGACAAUGUCCUUUCGAUCAAACUUCCAUAACAACCGAUGUCGACAAUCUGCCCAUAAAUAACGCUCUACUACAGUUGGUUAGCACUAACACAAAUACCAACAAUAACAACAAUGCUGGAAAUAUUAGCGAAAACCGAUUUAGCAGUGGGGGUAAUGACGGGGCCUCAGGGAAUGACGGUGAAACGAACACUUCCACCAGACAUACACCACCUAGUGUACGUCAGUUAAGUCCUGAAGAUUUAAAAUGCUAUAAUAUGGCGAACAAAUGUAUAGAAAGUUUGGCACUGUAUCUAAAAUCUCUUGUUACUAAUAAUGGAAAUUUCGGAAGUCCUCUUUCGCGACCGAUGCAACGUAAACUUGUAUCUUUAGUCAAUACUCAGUUGAUGGAACGUGAGGGACGCGAACGUGUUUUGCGAGCUGCUCGUUCAUUGGGCGAGCGUACUGUUACCGAACUAAUUCUGCAACAUCAAAAUCCCUUACAGCUCAGUUCAAACCUAUGGGCAGCGGUUCGCUCUCGUGGUUGCCAAUUUCUGGGUCCAGCCAUGCAGGAGGAAGUUUUAAAACUGGUUUUGCAGGCUCUUGAAGACGGUACGGCAUAUUCGCGUAAGGUGUUGGUAAUGUAUGUGGUACAACGGCUAGAACCACGUUUUCCACAAGCCUCGAAAACUAGUAUUGGUCAUGUUGUACAGCUUUUAUAUCGAGCCAGCUGCUUUAAGGUAUCGAAACGUGAAGCAGACUCGUCACUUAUGCAAUUGAAGGAAGAGUUUCGUACUUACGAUGCCCUACGACGCGAACAUGAUGCUCAAAUCGUACAAAUAGCCACUGAAGCCGGUCUACGCAUAGCGCCAGAUCAAUGGUCUUCCCUUCUGUACGGAGACACAGUGCAUAAGUCACAUAUGCAAAGCAUUAUCGACAAACUACAAACGCCGUCCUCAUUUGCACAGUCCGUACAAGAAUUGGUUAUAGCUCUACAACGCACCGGAGAUCCGGCUAAUUUGUCAGGUCUAAGGAUUCAUCUGAAACAUUUAGCCGGUAUUGAUCCGUCUUUGGAAAGUCCGCCAUCAUCGUGGCAGGAUGUAGCUAAAGCAUUAGAAUCAGUGCAUGAAGUGGUGGUGGGACUAGUGGAUUUCGUACAACAUCACGGCAAUCGGAAGCUACAAGAAUGCACAGCGGGUCAAACAAGUACGAAUACCAAGUAUAAAAUAAGUUUAUGUCGAGAUUUGACAGUGAGACGUAACUGUCCACGUGGUUCCAGCUGCACUUUUGCGCAUUCUGAAGAAGAAUUGGAAAAAUAUCGUGCUAAGAAUCGUAAAAACACAAAGCCGGGUAGCAACGUUCCCCACUCGGUUAUAGGCCCGAUAACGGCUGGUAGUGCGAAUAGCUCAAACAAUAGCAAAAACGAUUUUACAUCGCAUACUCAUCCACAUAACCAUGGACACAAUCAACACAAUCCCCAUGCUAUGGUCCUGCUGCAUCCCGGAAAUGAUAAUUCCGCACCAGCCUCAACGGCUACGUCGCCAUUGAGAUUUGACAGUCUACAGUCGAUGCAUAACAAAUUACCUCGCGGCAGUUAUGGUGAUGCCUCGUCAUCAUUGCAAACGCACGGGCCAACAGGUGCACAUCAUCACAUGCGUUCAUUGCAUCAUAGUCCAAUUCCCCCUAAUACCGGUCAGACAGUGCCUACACCCCCUACUGCACAUCGUUAUGACGCAUCUGCUUUUGGCUCCACAUUAAAUUAUCCCGUAUCAACAACUGGAGUACCAUCACGUAUGCCUCAGGGUUUGGCAAACAUCAAUAACUCACCAAUAACGAUGCGAAAUUCUAGUGGCGGUAUACUUUCAUCAAGAUCUUUUCCAAAUACAUUGCAACCGCCGCCAACACAUACUCAUCAUCCCUUACCUCCGAAUAUGUCUACCAAUAACCCACCGAAAUAUCACAACAAUAACAAUGUGACCACAUCUUUGGGAAGUCCGCUAUCUAAUAAGGGAAUUUAUAAUGCAUUAUCUGCUGAAUUUUACAAUACACCGAUCAUGGGUACGAACACACGUGCAUCCUCUUUAUUUAGCAGUAAUCAAACUACAGCUGCUGGUGUUGCGGGAAAUAGUGGAGGUAUGAAUGGAAAGAAUAACGCAGAUAUAAAAGGUGAUAAGCUCAGGUUAGCCCAAAUUAGUGGCAUGUGGGAUCAGCACCAACAUCAGCAUAUGGUAAAUGCAUCAACUACCGCCGAAAUAUUAAGUGGAACUACCGGACUUGGAGGUUCACCAUCGCAUCAAUCUGCAUCACUGUACCCAUCCAGCGAUAAAGUGUCUAUAUUUGGUAAGAAAGUUAACAACGUCAACAUGAAUCUUAAUAUAACACUCAAUGGUCUUGCGGUCGCUGAUCAGUAUAUGUUCAAGAAUGAUUACGGCGGCGCAAACGCUGUUCUCCCAUCAUUGACUGGCAUACCAAAUAACAACAAAGAUAGUUUAAUGAGUAAUGAUAUACCAACUCAACGAUCUUUCUGGAAUGCGCAUAAUAGCAAUAUGGUUAGUGGUGGUAACUUUGCCGAUAGUACGCAGGAACGUAAUACAAUUGCACAUAAUAUGAGUAUAAAUGCGUCACCUGGACCAUUUCGUGAUCGUGAUAGUUUCGUACGUUCUGAUUCUAUAUUGGAUGACGAUGCCGCUACUUUUGAAGUGCCUGCAACAUCAGCAGGCAUGGGUAGCAAAUUUGGUCCCAUCUGUCCAAUGUACAAAGGACAUAGUAGCACGGCGGCCGAAGUUUCCCACACUAAUACAUAUCUUGAUAGCUGGAGUAGUGGCGAUAUUCGAAAUCAGACGGCAAACAAGGAACACCCAUUGUUGGAGCGAAGUUCUUCUGGCGACAUCAACUACUCAGUAUUUUCAAAUGAUACCGAGAACAGUCUGGCAUUGCAAUUUCGACAACAACUACAGCGCUCGGCAAAUGGUCAGCAGCAACAUCAGCAACGUUUACUCCAAAAUCAGCAGCAGCAACAACAACAACAACAAUCGCACAGACCAUCGGCAUUUGAUAAUUUCAAUAGCAUGCAAAACACGCUGCUGCCUGAUUUGUCAUUCAAUCACAGCGGUUUAGAGAGAGAUCGCACUUCCGCGGGCGAGGAAAGAGUUAAUUUUGAAUUAGGCUAUAAUGCGUUCCAAAGUAUGUUGGCCAAUGCAGACAGUAAUGCUAAUAUGGACAUAAAUAAGGGUUCCUCAAUGUGGAGCAGUGGCAUUAAAUCAGCGGAUGCAACUUUCUGGAAUGACGCGAUUUCCACAGCAGCUGCAAAAAACAAGGAAUUGCAGCUUCAACGGCAGCAGCAACAGCAACAAUAUCAACAAUUGUUGAGCAAAGGUCGGAACAGUGAGGAAGGCAGCAUUGAUAGUAGUCGAAUGAGAGAUAUUGAGCAAGAACUUUCGGAAAUCGUAGACAAAAGUUGGUCAAAUGCCGAUGACAGUGGUAUUAAGUUGCAAUAAAACUAAAGCUAUUGCAGGUAAGAUAGCAACAGAUCACAAUAGCAGUGUAUUAACCGAUGAAAACGGAACAACAACUGAAGCAAAUGGAGGCUCUUCAAACAAAAGAAAAAAUGAACAAAUGUGAUCAUAAAUUGUUUCCAUAAUUUACUUGCAAUAAUUUUGCAAAACUAUACGAAGUGAAUAGUAAUCAUCGGUCGAAUAUUACUAAGCUGAGCAACUUAAAACAUGCACAGACACUGAUCCUUUUCAACGAAGGUUGAUAGUAACAUAAACAAUACAAUUUAGAUAAUUAUGUGUUUUGAAAAGUAAAACUCACCCAAACGUGAGUGCAAAAAACACAAGUUAUCACAAGUUGAGAGGGCCAAAUAUCCCACUGCUGAUGUCACGACAUAUUAAGUAUAUUUCUCUUUAUUUUUAGCGAAUUUCUUGCAUUGGAAACUUUCUGUGUUCUGUAUAGUUUAGAAAUGUAGAUAGGAGACGGCUCUUUUACGCAUUAAUUGCAAAUUGCAAUAAUUAGAUGUGAGCCUUCUUGUGUAUAUCGUGUAGAAAACGUGUAUAGAAAUGUAAUGCGCGAAAAACAACUAAUUAUUAAUUGUAAAUGUAAAUUUUUUGUAUUAGAUAUUCUUACAAUCGAUUAUAAAAAUGAAUAGCGAUACUAAUAAUUCUGAAGACGUGAUCAAUAUGAAACUAUAUUUUAUAGACAUUUAAUGAAAACAAAAACUCAAAAAUAAUAUAUAAUAUUUUUGUAUAAAUGCAAACACUAAUCGCAUGAUGUCGCUUUUAUGCAGCCACACUACUCUACUCUUCUUUUUACACAUACAUACAUAUAAGAUGCCCAUCAGGAAGUAUAUAAAUAAAUAAACAAAUCAAUAACAAAAUUAGUUAAUAUUUAUGCGACAGCGUAUUAGUGCUUGGCCCACUGCUUUUACUUCUCUGACUGACAUAGAAAACGUCACUAUUAACUAAAAACAAAAAUAUAUACAUAUACACAUACAGAACAGCGUCUUCGCUGAGGUGAACUUAUUUUCCGCUGGGCAAAUUAACAUACACACAUAAAACACAAUAUUAUAACAAAGAAUACAUUUAAUAUAAUUAAAUUUAAAAUUAUUAUAUACAAGCAUAUAUCUACUAUAUAUUAUAUAUUUCUUAAAGAAAUUUAAAUUACGCUAUUGUGCGAUGUAAGCUGAGAUCAUAAUAUGACAAUGAUAAUUUUUUGAUGAAAUUGGUGUUUUUUAAAUAAUUACCUUUUUGUCUGAAAAAUAUGAUUAUGAAAUAGAAAAUUUAUACA